Rubroshorea leprosula is the source of this 3292-nucleotide messenger RNA. The record is from the annotation of a GenBank genome assembly. Lineage: Eukaryota; Viridiplantae; Streptophyta; Magnoliopsida; Malvales; Dipterocarpaceae.
AUUUGUCCACAUCACUAGAUUCCAUAAAAAUCACCAACGACGGCGCCACAUGUGAUUAUUUUAUUUGACAGAAAGCAGCUCAACACCUUGAUCGGGACUGAUGCACACUUUCGCCGCCUCCGCCGCAGGGAACAGAAAGUGAGCGUUCCUUUGACUUUGACCUCAUCUCUGCUCCGAUUGCUAAAUUUUCAGUUCUUGGCUUCGAUUCUGUGAUUAAUGGAGCCUCCAUUGAUGGUUUUUCCGGAGAGGUUCGUGCUUACAAACGAGGUUCAUUCAAAACAAUAUAAAAGAAGGAAGCUACAACGUGAUGAAAUAGACAAUGGUACCAUGGCCACCCGUGCAAAUACUCAGGAUAAAACUAAAGAGAAGAAGCAGAAAGUCUCUCCCAAUGUUAUAGAUUAUUCUGAUCCAUUUGCAAUCUCUAAUAUGCUGGACACAUUUAAUGCUGGUGGUAAAUAUGGGAGUGUUACAAAGGAAAUAGAUGCCCUUGUUUUGAGGAACACAGAAAUGUUAAACCCUUUUCUGGUUAUGUAUCCGGUUCUUUCAACCAUGUUCCCCGAUGGGAAGAAUGACCUGGAGAAAGAGGCUUUGGAGUUGGCAACUAUACAAGCAGCGCGUGAUAAUGUUGUCGGCUUUGGGGAUGACAAUGUUGCAAAUCAUGUUACAACAAAAAUAUCACCUGUUGUGAUUCCUGAUUCAGAUGAUGAAGACAAUGGAAUAGAAAAGCCGCAGCAUAACUCUCUGGAAGUUUCUGUGUGGAAGCCUCCUGCGUCUGCUGGACAAUUUCUUGUUAGGGACAUUGGGUUUAGGGAGUAUAUGGAGAAGAGAAUGUACAGGGACGAAAAAGUUGCUCUCCCCAAUGCAGUUAAUAAAAAGAGUCUCUCCAGAGCAGUUGGUACGAAAAGUCUCUCCGGUGCAGUCGAUAUCAAGAAGGAUGAGGGUGUUUAUCUUGGUGUCGAAGAGGAUUUUGAUGAUCAAACUGAGCCCAAGGAUGACGGUUUGGGUGAUAUCUGGAAGGAAAUGACAAUGGCAUUAGAGUGUUCUAAGGAAGUUUCUGAGGAUCCUUCUUCUGAGGAACACGUAGAAGAAGAUGAGGAUUGUGAUCAUUCUUUUGUCUUGAAAGAUGAUAUUGGUUAUGUCUGUCGCAUUUGUGGUGUCAUUGAAAAAGGAAUUGAGACCAUAAUUGACAUUCAGUUUAACAAGACCAAAAGGAGUACAAGGACAUAUGCAAAUGAGCCGCGGAAUACCAAGGACAGAGAGUCAACUGGAGCAGUUGGGGUUAAACUGUCUAAAGAUGAUUUAAUAGCAAUUGACAUCACUGCUCAUCCAAGGCAUAUGAAGCAAAUGAAGCCUCAUCAGGUGGAGGGCUUUAAUUUUCUUCUCAGUAACUUGGUCACAGAGAAUCCUGGGGGCUGCAUUUUGGCACAUGCACCUGGAUCUGGCAAGACUUUUAUGAUCAUAAGUUUUAUGCAGAGCUUCCUAGCCAAAUAUCCACAUGCUAAACCACUGGUUGUGCUUCCUAAAGGUAUCUUGGCUACAUGGAAAAAGGAGUUUGAAACAUGGCAAGUCGAGGAUAUUCCACUGUUUGAUUUUUACUCUGUUAAAGCAGACAAUAGGGCUCAGCAAUUGGAGGUACUGAAGCAGUGGGUUGAGAAGAAGAGUAUCCUUUUCCUAGGGUACAAACAGUUCUCUACCAUCAUUUGUGAUGGUGGAACAAGCAACACAUCUGUUACAUGUCAAGAAAUACUGCUCAAGGCACCUACAAUUCUAAUUUUAGAUGAGGGGCAUACACCUAGGAAUGAGAAUACUGAUGUGUUGCAAUCCCUUGCAAAAAUACAAACACCUAGAAAAGUUGUACUUUCAGGAACUCUCUACCAAAACCAUGUUAAAGAGGUAUUCAAUAUUUUGAAUCUUGUUCGGCCAAAGUUUCUUAGGAUCGAUACAUCCAGAGCAGUUAUUAAGCGGAUAUUGAGUAAAGUAAAUAUAUCUGGUGUGAGGAAGCAGCUCAAAGCAGGUGCAGAUGCAGUCUUUUAUGAUUUGGUGGAGCACACACUACAAAAAGAUGAAAAUUUCGAGAGAAAAACCUCUGUCAUACAUGAUCUACGUGAGAUGACAAGCAGGGUGCUUCACUACUACAAGGGAGAUUUCUUGGAUGAGCUUCCUGGCCUUGUUGAUUUUACUGUAGUUCUCAAUCUCAGUUCCAGACAGAAGAAUGAAGUCCAGAACCUGAAGAAGUUUCAGAGAAAGUUUAAGAUUUCCUCUGUUGGAAGUGCUGUUUAUCUCCAUCCAAAACUGAAUUCUUUCUCUGAGAGAUCUGUUGCAACAGAUGUUCAAAUGGAUGAGAUGUUAGAGAAACUAGAUGUAAAUGAUGGGAUCAAAGCAAAAUUCUUUCUUAACAUGUUAAACUUAUGUGAUUCAGCUGGUGAGAAAAUGCUUGUCUUUAGCCAGUACCUCACACCCUUGAAAUUUUUGGAGAGACUAGCAGUUAAGAUGAAGGGCUGGCAUCUAGGUCGUGAAAUCUUUUCAAUAACAGGCGACUCAAGCUCUGAUGAACGGGAAUAUUCUAUGGAGCGUUUCAACAACUCCCCUGAUGCUAGAGUUUUCUUUGGAUCAAUCAAGGCUUGUGGAGAAGGAAUUUCUUUGGUGGGGGCAUCCCGCAUUAUAAUUCUAGAUGUUCACCUCAAUCCUUCUGUGACCCGCCAAGCUAUAGGCCGUGCAUUUCGACCUGGCCAGAAGAAGAAAGUAUACGCAUAUAGGCUGAUUGCUGCUGAUUCGCCUGAAGAGGAAGAUCAUAGUACUUGCUUCAAGAAGGAAUUAAUUGCAAAGAUGUGGUUUGAAUGGAAUGAGUACUGUGGUUACCGGGAUUUUCAAGUAGAGACUGUUGAUGUCAACGUUUGUGAUGAUCUCUUUUUGGACAGCCCACUGUUAAGGGAAGAUAUAAGGGUUCUUUACAGAAGGUAGUUGCUGAGAGCAUAGCGCUGACUGGCUGAGUCAGUGACUCAGGCACAACGUUGCAGGGAUGAAGAGUGGCUUACCCUGGGUAGGCACAAUAAUGCCUAUCCUCACUGGCUGUAGUCAUUUAUCUUUAAGACGGUUUUCCUUGGUUUUAUGAACUUCUCAGUGCAAUCUAGUUGAGUUGCUGAAAAGCAAUUUAGUAUCCUAGAUGCUAUAGAGAUGAUGAUCCAUUUCAGAUGGCUCCUUUAUUGGAGGCUUUUAAACCUACCUUCAGGGGCGCAGAAGCUGUUGAGCAAACCUAGACGCUCAAAUAAGAGAAUGAAAGUUCUGUCAAUAC